CCGGAGGCUCGCCUUGCGCCUGCGCCCUGCGGCGCGCGCUUUGUUGGGAGAAGGAGGGGGCGAGGUCUAGCGAAGCCGGUCCGCUGAGGCGCUACGGGCGGGGCUGAGGAUGGAGGUGACUGCGUUCGCGGCGACGGUUGGGGCUGCGCGCGAGGCGGCAGCGGAGUAGGCGGUGGAGAUACGGGCAUGGCGGGGCGGCCCCUCGGUGCUCCCUAGGCGCCGGAGCCAUGGGCGCUCUCAGCAGCCGGGUGCUGCGGCCCGCAGGGCGCACAGAGCAGCCCGAACCCACGCCCGGGGCUGGGGGCGCGGCCCGCAGGUCGGACGCCGGCGAAGAUGCGGGCCACAGCUUCUGUUACUGUCCGGGCGGCCGCAAGCGCAAGCGCAGCAGCGGCACAUUCUGCUACUGUCACCCCGACUCCGAGACAGACGACGACGAGGACGAGGGCGACGAGCAGCAGAGGCUGCUGAACACGCCGCGCAGGAAAAAAUUAAAGAGCACAUCAAAAUACAUCUACCAAACGCUGUUUUUGAAUGGUGAAAACAGUGACAUUAAGAUCUGUGCUCUAGGUGAAGAGUGGAGCUUACACAAAAUCUACUUAUGUCAAUCUGGCUACUUUUCUAGUAUGUUCAGUGGUUCUUGGAAAGAAUCCAGCAUGAAUAUUAUUGAACUGGAGAUUCCUGACCAGAACAUUGAUAUAGAAGCACUGCAGGUCGCAUUUGGAUCACUGUAUCGAGAUGACGUCUUAAUAAAGCCCAGCAGGGUCGUUGCCAUUUUGGCAGCAGCUUGCAUGCUGCAAUUGGAUGGUUUGAUACAGCAGUGCGGUGAGACAAUGAAGGAGACCAUCUCUGUGAGAACUGUGUGUGGCUAUUACACAUCGGCAGGGACCUAUGGACUAGACUCUGUAAAGAAAAAAUUGUGAGUAAGACCUUGGUGAGUUAGCAGUUUCGGACACAUCAGCUAACCCUGCUUUGACCCCAGGUGCCUCGAGUGGCUGCUGAACAACCUCAUGACUCACCAGAGUGUGGAGCUUUUCAAAGAACUCAGUAUAAACGUCAUGAAACAGCUCAUUGGUUCGUCUAACUUAUUUGUGAUGCAAGUGGAGAUGGAUGUAUAUACAGCUCUUAAAAAGUGGAUGUUCCUUCAGCUGGUGCCUUCCUGGAAUGGGUCUUUAAAGCAGCUUUUGACAGAAACAGAUGUCUGGUUUUCAAAGUGGAAAAAAGACUUUGAAGGGACGACUUUCCUUGAAACUGAGCAGGGAAAACCAUUUGCGCCCGUGUUCAGACAUUUAAGGCUACAGUACAUUAUCAGUGAUCUGGCUUCUGCAAGGAUCAUUGAGCAGGAUUCUCUGGUACCUUCAGAAUGGCUGGCGGCAGUGUAUAAACAGCAGUGGCUGGCUAUGCUACGGGCUGAACAAGACAGUGAAGUGGGGCCUCAAGAAAUCAAUAAAGAAGAACUUGAGGGAAACAGCAUGAGGUGUGGUCGAAAGCUUGCCAAAGAUGGUGAGUACUGCUGGCGCUGGACAGGCUUCAAUUUCGGCUUUGACCUCCUUGUGACUUACACCAAUCGAUACAUCAUUUUCAAACGCAAUACGCUGAACCAGCCAUGUAGUGGAUCUGUCAGCUUACAGCCUCGAAGGAGCAUAGCAUUUAGAUUGCGCUUGGCUUCUUUUGACAGUAGUGGGAAACUCAUAUGCAGUAGAGCAACUGGCUACCAAAUACUGACGCUUGAAAAAGACCAGGAGCAAGUGGUGAUGAACUUGGACAGCAGACUUCUGAUCUUCCCUCUGUACAUCUGCUGUAACUUCUUGUAUAUAUCACCAGAAAAAAGAACUGAGAGUAAUCGUCACCCAGAAAACCCAGGACACUGAGGCACUCAUCAGUGGCCAGUUUUAACUUAAUGACCUACUGCGUUCACGUCCAAGGUGACUAACAGUGACCGGCCUUAUGAACUGUGGGACCCUGGAGAUGUCCUCACCCUCAUUACAUUUCUAUGCACAUAUGAAAAAGUUUUUUAAAACUGAGAAAGCAUCUGUCAAACCAUGUUAAAAGGAUAUCAACUCUUGCUUUAAUUUAGUAGCAGUAAAAAUUGCUGUAGGUAAAUUUCUCAUUUCUUUGCAACAAGAUAUAGAUUUAAUUUUGAGCUUGAAUUUCGAUCCUAUCUAAUGUUAGUGAGUUUACUCAUCUGUAAAUGUGUUCCUGUUUUGUUAAGAGAAUGCUAAGGACGGAGUUUAAGUGGCCAAUCAUAAAUGCUCUUUCAAUUGGUGCCUUUAAAGCUGUCCUUUCAUUUGUUCAGCCACCUGGUGAAGUCUUGUGUUCAGUUGAGAUCCUUUCCAGAAUCUUCUUCGUUUUAGCCAUCAGAUCCCUUGUCAUGGUUUGGGAGAUUAAGCUUAAGAGUUGGUUUUGUUUCGUUUUUCUUUUUUCUUUUUUUAUUCUAAAUAUAAGCAUUUUCAUAUUUUUUUAAACUUUAACUUUCCUACAGUUUUAAAUGACAACAAGAAUCAGCUUGAGGACUUGAAAUAAACUUGAAUAAGGGAAAUCAGUUUGAUUCUGAGGAUAUUCCUUCGCCUUACGUGCAUGGUCUUGUCUGGCAUUCUGUGUACUCUUAUGUUAUGAAUUAUUUAUGUACAGAUACAUCGUCACACAUUUUCAUAUUCUCUGAUAGUUGGAAUUUAUGUCAAAUUUUAGUUGGGAAUCUUGUUUCCUAUUAAGCUCAGGACUUUAUACCCUCUGAACUGAGUGCCUUUGAGUCACAUACAUAAGUAGAUUUCAUGGUGAAUGUACAGGGGGAGCUGGGAACAAAACAGUCGUGUUAGAACAACUUACCUUGUCAAGAAUAAGAUGUAUGCUCAUCCCGAUCUGUAUGUGUUGGUCCCUUGUGUUUAUUGCUAUUGAAAAUAGCCUGGAUCAUUGUCCUCCAGUCAGAGUAAGUGUUUUUGUGGUUGAUGUAUGUUUUUAGUAUUUUUUUAAAUUGGAAUCAUUUUUAUGUAUCUGUUCAAAUAAUAAAUGCUCAUUUGGAAAAGGAA
Mus musculus (house mouse) is the source of this 3023-nucleotide messenger RNA. RefSeq names its product germ cell-less, spermatogenesis associated 1 (gene Gmcl1). The transcript has 14 exons. Lineage: Eukaryota; Metazoa; Chordata; Mammalia; Rodentia; Muridae. The coding region runs from base 1008 to 1868 and encodes 286 amino acids. Gene Ontology annotation, cellular component: nuclear matrix. The record is from RefSeq and is a predicted model, not a curated record. Gene Ontology annotation, biological process: germ cell development.